Messenger RNA from Chinchilla lanigera (long-tailed chinchilla), 624 nucleotides. RefSeq names its product transmembrane protein 190 (gene Tmem190). Gene Ontology annotation, biological process: hematopoietic progenitor cell differentiation. NCBI's taxonomy places the organism in Eukaryota, Metazoa, Chordata, Mammalia, Rodentia, Chinchillidae. The transcript is spliced from 5 exons. The coding region runs from base 21 to 584 and encodes 187 amino acids. The record is from RefSeq and is a predicted model, not a curated record. Gene Ontology annotation, cellular component: inner acrosomal membrane.
UGGGGCAACGGUCCCUCACAAUGGGGCUCAGUGAGACCCCUGGGUCCUGGCCCUUCCUCCAGGUUGCUAAGGGGAAAGACUCCCUAGCAACAAACUUUCUUCUUGGCCACCUGAGGCCUCCUCUGCAGACACAGGGUGGGGUCGGAAUCCACCGGUUCUUCUACCCAUGGAGCUGUGAGGGUGAUGUGUGGGACCGGGAGAGCUGUGGGGGUCAGGCGGCCAUCGAGAGCCCCAACCUCUGCCUGCGCCUGCGCUGCUGCUACCGAGAUGGGGUCUGCUACCACCAGCGGCCGGAUGAAAACAUGCGCAAGAAGCACAUGUGGGCUCUGGGAUGGACCUGUGGAGGCCUCGUCCUCAUGAUCUGCUGCAUCUGCCUCUUCUGGUGGGCCCACCGCAAGGACAUGCUGCACCUCCCAAGCUUCCUGAAGGGCAAGUGCGACCUGUCCAGGACAGUGUCCCUGCUGUCCAAGGAUCAGGGAAGCGAGAAGACGCCUUCCGUCAGCCAAGCCCCCGCGACCACGGAGCCAGGAACCUCGGGGAGCGUCGAAGGGGAGGAAACGGAGGGUGGGGAGACAGACGAAUAGGGACCCCUCGGGGGACCCCUCAAUACAGACGUAGCACACA